AUGAUGGCACAUAUAGUUGAACGUGACGGUAUAGAACUUCGAUUAUCCGGUCAACCAUGUGAUGUUCCAAAAAAUGAUGUUGCUCGACUGAUGUACUAUUUUUCAUGUAUCUGCGAGUUAGUAGACUAUCAAGGUUCAUGCCCGAAUAUUGAACGUUAUUGUGAUUAUCGUUCCUAUCGUACUAUGACAGACGAUGAUAUAAGUGUUAUGCUAGGCUUAUGCCAUAGCUUUUUCGGUCCUGGCAAAUUCGAGCGUGCAAAAAUACUUAUAUGCAAUAGUAAACUAUGUAAACCAGGAUUUGCAAACUCAUUUUAUGAAAUUACACAAACAAAAACUGCAAUGGGAGUAGCAGUUAAACCAUCUGUCAUUAUAGCUGGUAAAAAUAAACUUGGUCUUGCUGAUAAAUGCACGAAAACGAUGCACAGGUAG
Adineta steineri is the source of this 429-nucleotide messenger RNA. NCBI's taxonomy places the organism in Eukaryota, Metazoa, Rotifera, Eurotatoria, Adinetida, Adinetidae. The record is from the annotation of a GenBank genome assembly.